GUCGCGUGCCGGCCCUGCUUUAGAUUUGCCCCAUGCUAUUCUUCCGGUCCAAAAACGCGCACCACGACGAAGGGAGCCAUUCGAAUGACCAGCAGCUGGAGGUCCUGCUCGAUCACGAGUAUCUGUUCCUGAGCGGCACAGGCCUGGAUGUCGAACCCGCGCAUCUCUCCGGCCGCGUUGUGCUGAACCUGUCCGAGCCGACGACCAUCCGCUCGGUGUCCCUCCAGUUCCGGGGGAAAACGUACCUCUCUGUGCCCCCGCAAGACUCGCAAUCGACGAACAAUCCCCCCUCGACGUAUGUCCUGUGCAAGCACCACUGGUCUUUUCUCGAAGGGCGGCACAAACACAGCUACACCCUCCAGGCCGGGCGCCACAUCUUCCCCUUCCAGCUUCUUCUCGGCGGAUCGCUGCCCUCGAGCAUCGUGACGGACGCGUUCGGGGGCGCGUUCGUUUCGUACAAGCUCAAAGCCACUGUGGAGCGCGCCGGAUUCAGCCUCAACCACAACAUCACCGCGACCGCGCCGGUGUACAUCAUCCGCUCCCUCAGUGCCUCCGCGCUCGAGUACCAGCAGACGCUCGAGAUCGAGCACCCGUGGGCGGACAAGCUGCUGUUCUCGAUCGCGAUCCCGCACAAGGCCUGGGCGGCGGGCGACGACCUGGUGGCGCUGCUGAAGGUCUCGCCGCUCGUCAAGGGGGUGGGGGUGUUGAGCAUCACGACGUCGGUCAAGGAGACGACGAAGUUGUACUCCCGGGCAGAGUCGGUCACCCGCACGGUGGCGAGUGUGACACAUGAGAUUGUUGGAGGGAAGGCCGUGGUAGCGAAAGAGCCGGUGGAUCGGAAGGGCAAGAUGCCCCACUUUUCUCUGCAUCGGCUGGGCAGGUCGACCCCGGAACCGGACGAGGGCGCGGGUCCUAGUAAUAGUAGGACAAGUCCUCGUUCCGAAGUCGCUCGGGAUCCUGCUCAGAGCGAAGAUGACAUUGUCACUGCCCUGCACCUGCAACUUGCGCCCCAUCUUACGCCAAGCCACGCCUUCAGUCCAAUCACAGUUUCGCAUGUCAUCCACUGGAGCCUUCUUGUCACGAACGCCGAUGGGCACCUGUCUGAGCUGUACUGCACAUUGCCCAUCAUGCUGAUGGACGCGCAACUUCUGCAUCAAGUCCAAAAACACACGCGCUUCGCACGUCGACUGCUCUUCGUCGGGCCAGACGAUAAGCCACAGCAGUCCGAAGAAAACGGGGAGCUCCCCAGCUACAUCGCGCACGUGCGCGACCGAGUGGCGAACAUGUUCAUCACCGACGGCAACUCGCUGCGGGUGACGAAUCCCUGGAUCCACGCGGGAGUCAGCCCGACGCUCGUCGACGGCGAGGACCCCAAAUCCUCGGGGACGGUCACGCCCCUGCAGCUAGUGUCCGACACGAACGACGCGUACGUGCCCGACCCGGACCACCCGGUCUUCCUCGACUGGGUCAGCGCGGAGCUGCUCAUCUCGCACGGCGUCUCGAAGAUGCACACGGACUCGGAGCCGCCCAGCGGCACCCACACGCCGCGCGACCGAGAGCCGGCCGUGCCGCCGCUGCCGCCAACACCCUCGGCAGCGGCGGCGGCGGCGGCGGCCCCGCUCGCGGCGGACGGGGCGCGGAUAUACACGCACGACAGCCCCGCCAGCCACGAGCGCUCCGGGAUAUUCACGGCCAGCAUGGAGCCGACGAGCGCGCUCUCCCAUCCGUACUGGCUGCUCUCGCACAGACCGGAUCCUCACGCGGCCCGUGUCUCGAGCAACGACCUCCAAAAGCGCGUCCGCGAGAUCUGUGUGCCCGCGCCGCAAGUUGGCUCGUCGUUGCUGCAUCGGGCGUUUACGGAGGUGCCGGAUUACGACGUCGCGUUGAAGGGCUUCCUAGGUGGGGUCCCGCCGCUGACCAGCUCGAUAGGCCUGCCUUCUUAUGAGGAGGCGGAGCGGGCUGGGUCGCCAGUACGGACCGGAUCUCCGGCAUAGUCAGAGUGUAUAUGUACUUAGCCUUAUUUUCCUUGGGGUCUGGGUGUUAUCCAUGACAGCAAGAUUGAAUAUCUUGCCGGCCA
Molecule: messenger RNA, 2077 nt
Organism: Mycena citricolor
Lineage: Eukaryota; Fungi; Basidiomycota; Agaricomycetes; Agaricales; Mycenaceae
Source: the annotation of a GenBank genome assembly